This is a messenger RNA of Hevea brasiliensis (rubber tree), 1766 nucleotides long. RefSeq lists its product as uncharacterized. The transcript is spliced from 3 exons. The record is from RefSeq and is a predicted model, not a curated record. Lineage: Eukaryota; Viridiplantae; Streptophyta; Magnoliopsida; Malpighiales; Euphorbiaceae. The coding region runs from base 514 to 1512 and encodes 332 amino acids.
CCGACAUUUCUGUGUCUCAGGUACACGUAAGCUGUGUCCCUUGUGGUGGGCGUUUUUGGAGCUACUCUCACACUCUGUCUCUCACACACAGAAACGAUGCUCUCAUUCUCAUAGUCACGCCCCUUAACCACCUUCUCUCCUCCUCCUUCCAUUCUCAGCCAGGUGGUUAUGUCCUCUUUUGCUAGCCAUUUCACUGGAGCAGAACCCAUUUACAACUUCUUGCUCUGGGAGACUAAUAUUUCUUUACCUGUAUUCUAUAUAGCAUCCACACUAAUACCCAUUUCGUAAAUUACCUUAAAGAUUAUUUCUUUCCCCUUUUCAUUUCAUAUUUACGGAUCUGCAGCUCAGCUUACUCACUGUCUCCUUUACGAAUUAUGGCUUGUGUCCUUUAUCUGUUUGAUUAUACAUCAACAUGGGAACGGGUUAAUACUUUCAGUUUUUGUGCUUGGAAAGAUUGGAAUAAGCAAUUGCUGCAGAUAAUUGAAAGGGGUACACCCAUUGUAAGAGUCGAGUAUGUUGAAGCAAUCACCUAGUAGAAACCAGAGGUCUAAAGGCUUUAAAGUGAAGCAUUUUCUUCAGAUAUGUUUGUUACUUGCCAUUUGCAUUUGGCUGCUUAACCAACUCAAGCACUCCUAUGAUAAGAAAAAGGCAUAUGAUGAUAGCACUGGAAACAUACUAGAAAAGGUGCAAAGUGAGCAUGAAAUUAUAAAACUUGGGCGGAAGGACCUCCUUCCUCGAGUUGAUGAAGCAACUUUGGAGGGUGAAAGUCGAGGUGAUAAAGCAGAAUUGGAAGAAGAUAUUGAAGAGCUUAAAGCUGAUGACAUUGACGAUGAUGGAAGAGGUGGUGGAGAUGAUGAAAUAGAUGGACAUGAUCAAGAGAGAGCAGAAGAGGAAGAAUCUGAGGAAGUAGAAGAUCUCAUUGAUGUGGAUGAUAGGGAGAGGGAUGUGGGAAAUGAAGAGCAAGAUAGUGAAGAGAUGGGCGAUCAACUUGAGGAUUUUGGUUCAAUAAAUCAUCAAGCCCAAAAUGAAGGUGAAAAGAAUUCUCGGGAGGCAAGAGAGGAACAUUACAAGGGUGAUGAUGCUUCCAGUUCUGUGGUACACAACACCCAAACGCUAAGCUCUGAAUUUCAGAUUGCAGGUCUGAGAAAGAUAAAAGUAAUAAUUGGACCAAGUGAUGGUGGAAUUGUAUCUAGUGAAGAAAAAGGUGAUGAGUUUAUUUCAGCCAAUUCAUAUGCUGGCUCAGAUUGUAGUUCACUUGCUGAGGCAGUGGCAAAUGAGAAACCAAAAGUUAAAUUUAAUUCAAAAUCAAUUGAUUCUGGGGUAGCCACCAUUUCCAAGUCUAUGGUAACUGAACAGAUUAUGAAACGUGAUGCUGCUGGAGUACCAGAGGGAAACAAUGCUUUUACAAACCUCAACAAGAAUAAUGGCACUGCUGCUAAUGAGGGUUCAGAAUCUGUUGCAAAUGAAAGAGCGGAGACUGCAGAGAAAAAGCUCAGCAUCAAUGACAAUUAGUGAGGAUAUAUGUUUUACAAAAAUGAGUACUUUGACUUGCACAAGUCCUAAUUCUACCCAAAGGAUAGAGAAGGACUAGAGAUAAUGAAGAAAUGUAGAUGAAGCAGAAUGACACAUCUUAAACGAUCAUGUUAUAGGUUCACCCACUUGGGGGUGUUGAGAUUUCAAGUCCUUCGACAUUUUUAGAGUUUGCCUGUAGCGGUGUAAUUGUACAUAUAUAUGCUCCUUUUUAUGAUUCAAGUCCAUUAAUGCCA